Messenger RNA from Rhinocladiella mackenziei CBS 650.93, 987 nucleotides. RefSeq lists its product as uncharacterized. Bases 1 to 987 code for a protein of 328 amino acids. NCBI's taxonomy places the organism in Eukaryota, Fungi, Ascomycota, Eurotiomycetes, Chaetothyriales, Herpotrichiellaceae. The record is from RefSeq and is a predicted model, not a curated record. Gene Ontology annotation, molecular function: oxidoreductase activity. The transcript has a single exon.
AUGAAGAUCAAGGUUCAGGAGGCUGAAGAGCUGGCCAGGUCUGCGCUCCUGAAACUGGGGUAUAAACCUCACGACGCAGAGAUUACGGCUCGCCAUCUAAUCGAUAGCGAACUUAGAGGCUAUGGGGUCGCUGGGCUUGCUCGGGUACUGAGCAUCCGGGAUCGACUUCGCGAGAACGGACUGAAGGAUGAGAUCACAGUGACUCGAGACAGUCCCACUGCCGCCCAGUUUGACGGACACGAUACUCUGGGAUAUAUCGUGGCACAGCGGGCGACGGAAACAGCGAUUCGGAAAGCAAAACAAGUGGGGGUGGCUGUUGUGGGAGCCAACAACACAUGGUACACAGGCAUGUUGGCGUAUUAUGGAGAAAUGGCAGCAAAAGAAGAUUUGGUCACCAUCAUUGCCUCCAAUGCCAGCCCAUGGGUGGCGCCGCAGGAUGGAUACCGGCCGAUGUUUGGCACCAACCCUUUCUCUGUGGGCUUUCCCUCCGGCAGUGGGACACCGGUCAUAUACGACAUUGGAACGUCCAAAAUCCUGCAUGCCGACGUCCUCCUCGCUCAGCGCUUGGGCGAACAGCUCCCACCAGACUCCGCGUACAACUCGACGGGACAAUUGACCACCAACCCGGCGGAAGCGUUGGAUGGCGCCCUCGCCGUCUGGGGAGGUCACAGGGGGGCUGGUCUGGCCAUCACAGUGCAGCUGCUGGGUGUGCUGGCCGGAUCACCAGCCCUGCCCGGAAACCUGCACGACUUUGGAUUUCUAAUCAUUGCCGUGGACCCGGCCAUAUUCAGGCCGAUUGACGAGUUCAAAGCAGAAGUUGAUGCCUACUCGGAAAAAAUGAGACAGAGUCCUCCAUUGCCUGGGAAGGAUCCGUUGCGAAUGCCUUUUGAGAGAUCGGCAGCUUUGCGGGCAAAGACUUUGGAAGAGGGAGAAUUUGAGGUUCAAGACCAGGUUGUGGAAAUGCUGAAAACAAUGCUGAUAAAAUGA